GGCAGAUCGAGCCGGCUCGAGCCGGCUGCGUCGGAGCCAGCCCGUUGCGUUGUUGGUGGCCCUUGCAUUUGUCUUGCAUUUGUCUUGCAUUUGCCUUGCAUUUGUCUUGCGUUUGCCUUGCGCUUGUCCUGCCUCGCCCCGUCCAGCAAGCUGAUCGAUCGCCAUGGUCUGGCCGAAAGGGAGACCGCGGAAGCCUCGGCUCCCGUUUGAUCACGAAGAUGACAUCGAGUACACAGACGCAAGCAAGCGACUCGCCGUCGACAUCGACAACGUGCCGACACCGCAUGCCGCUGGCCGUGAGUCUUUCGACCAGGAUCCCAGUGACCCUGCAACAAGCAAAGCCCAGGGCGAGCCUGUGUCCGAGACCAACGAUGAAGUUGGAAAAAGCGAGCACCAUACUCAUAGAAAGAGAAAGCAUGAAGAGGAAAGCGGCAUAUCGGAUGGCACCCGCCCCGACCACGAACAAGACAAUGGCAACGACGGUGAGGAAGCCGAAGAAGGCGAGGACGACGGCGACGGCGACAAUGAUGGCGAAGGAGAGGAAGGAGAUGAGGGCGACGAAAAUGAAGAUGAAGAGGAACAAGACGACGACGAAGAAGAAGACGAAGGAGACGAAGAAGAUGAUGACGGUGAUGAGGAUGAAGACGAAGACGAUCCCGAUCAUGAGGACGAAGACGGCGAGGAUAGUGGUGAAAGUGCAGAAAGCGACAGCGAUGACGGAACUGCCUUUCGUCGCACCCUCCGACGGCGAGCACCGGCAAACUCAGCCGCAACAACCGAGACACCAAAGACACGAGGAGGAAGAGGGAAACGAGCAAGGGGAACGAGAGGAUCAAGAGGAGGGAGGGGAUCAAGAGGCAGGGGCUCGAGAGGCGGGACCACCGUCUCCAGAGGCACUCGCGGCGCCCGAGGUUCCCGUGGGCGAGGAACCCGAGGCGGCCGAGGCUCAAGAGGCGGUCGAGGAUCGCGCGGCACCGUCGCUUCCCGAGCCAGGGGAGGACGUCGCGGUCGAGGAAGCACCAGGUCCUCCGUAUCGCUCGGGUCACCUCCUGAAUCUCCGACCGACGAACCCGCCCGAAACGAAGUCUCGGCCCGACGCGCAAGAGGAACAGGCCGAGGCGGAUAUAGUCGACGAGGCACUCGACGAGGUGACCAAGACACUUCGUCGGACGAGGAGUCGCCCAGUCCCUCUGAGGAGUCGUUCUCCAGCCCACCGAAGAAUGUUGCAGACACCCCGAUCCAGUCCACAGCCCCGCAGCAAACUGGGCAGAUGAUGCCAAGCCCAGUUGUCUUGGCGACGCCAACACCAACAUCGAUCCUGUCGCCACAGCUUCGGCCAUCAUCCAUUCCGAAAUCGGCGCUGCAUCCGGGGCGCGUUGUCAGCAGGUCCCCCUUUCGAUCUAUCAACGCCCUUCUAAGCACCGAAGCCCUGCCCAAGACCGGAAGAUUGUACUUUUCGGACCAAAUCAACGCUCAAGAUGCAGACGAUGCUAUUCGAGACGGACAGGUGUACGGCUCUACAAUAGAGCCAGCAGUCUCCUUCCCCAAGAGCUUUGGUGCAGAGUCCUCGAUAGACCAGUUUCGUAUGGAUGGCCCCAACUCAUAUCAGUAUAACCCGCAAAGCAAUGGGCAAGCUGAUCCCAACGGUCCGGAUGCGCCCUCGGCAUCAUCCAACAGCUCCAGCCAGAUGCUACCGAUGCAUAUGGCAGUCCGAAAUGCUCUCAGAGUCGAAAUGGAAUCGGUGUUGAAGAAAGAACUGGACCGGGUACAGAGCGAACUGCUGCGAGCGCUCCAAAACGAUACCUUUGUCAGCGGUAUUACUUCAAAGAUCGCCGAGACACUCAAAGCGGAUCACCGGCCUGCCGAGGCCCAGGAUAAUGUCGGUCACAGGUCGCGAUAAUCACUGUACAAGCACUCGAAGGCCGACACCCGCGCUUGCCGACCCAUUGGCGCAUUCCGCAGACAAUAUAUCUUAUGGCACGUGCGCUCUCCUGAGCUGGA
Molecule: messenger RNA, 2001 nt
Organism: Polychytrium aggregatum
Lineage: Eukaryota; Fungi; Chytridiomycota; Chytridiomycetes; Polychytriales
Exons: 4
Coding region: 164-1900 (578 amino acids)
Source: RefSeq, a predicted model, not a curated record